This is a messenger RNA of Adineta steineri, 903 nucleotides long. NCBI's taxonomy places the organism in Eukaryota, Metazoa, Rotifera, Eurotatoria, Adinetida, Adinetidae. The record is from the annotation of a GenBank genome assembly.
AUGAUGACAAGUAUUGGUCUAUUAUUUGAUCUUAAUCAAUUAAAUGAAGAACAACAAAAGAAAUUUCAGAUUGUUUAUGAUGAAUUAAAACCAAAGUUUACAUCUUAUUUAGACUACAAACUUAAUUUACCAUUGAAAACGCCAUUGAAUAGAGAAGAAGAAGAAAAUGAAUGGCAUUAUGAAUUACAUAGAUUUCUUCGAGCUAGAAAAUGGAAUGUAGAACAUACAAUUAAAUCACUUCAUGAGUUUUUGCAAUGGCGAAUAGAUAAUCAAGUUGACUCGAUUUUAGAAGAUGAAGUCGUAAUACAACGAACGGAACUUCUACGAAAAAUUCUUCCAAACGUCAAUCAUGGUUAUACGAAAGAUGAUCGACCAUUGUAUAUAGAAAAAUCCGGUAUUAUAUAUGUCGAUAAAAUAUUAAGUGAAUUUACAACAGAACAACUACUUCAAUGUCAUAUCUAUUCGCUUGAACUGAAUUGUCAACGAGCAAAAGAACGUAGUCGACAAAUAGGUAAACAUGUGGAAAGUUUUACAAUCGUUUCAGAUUUACAAGGUUGUAAUAUGAAUAUUAGAAAAAUCUUUGCUCCAUAUAAACAAUCACUUUAUGUUGAUAAUAAUUAUUAUCCAGAACGACUUGGACAAAUGAUUUUUAUCAAUCCGCCAUCAGUUUUUCCUGUUCUUUGGAGUAUAGUCAAACAUUGGCUUGAUCCAGUAACUAAAACCAAAAUUAUUGUUGUGAAAAAAGGUCCCGAAGCUAUAAAUACAUUAUUACAAUAUAUUGAUUCUGAUCAAUUACCAAUUGAAUAUGGUGGAAGUUGUCAGUCAUGUCCAAAUGCUCCGAAUUGUAUUUCAGUGUAUGAUUGGAGUAAAGACUGUAUCAGUGAGAAUUCAGAGAAAAAAUGA